AUGAAAGCCAAAACAAUCAUGGAGUCUAAAUAUGUAAAUAAAUGUGCAGAAGUUGGUGUUGCACAGACAUUAAAACAGAGAACAUUACAGGAAGAAAGUCAUAGGAAAGAGAUAGAUUCUUUGGAGAAACAUGUUGAUGUAGAAACCAGAGUAAAUGCUGAGAUAAUGCAGUUCCUUGGGAAACAACAAAAGAAUUUAGUGGCAAAACUUGACUUUUGGAUGGAGAAGCAUGAGAAAAAAGAUGUGGAAGCAAAGCAAUUGGAAUUGGAUCAAUUGAAAGCAUCAAAAAACAGUGACUGGGAAAGACUUCUUGACUUGACACGAAAGUAUAAAGAAUUUGAAGAAGUUGUUGUUGAAGAUCGCAUUCAGAAAGAAAUUCAAAGACGGAAAGCUGAAGAGGAAGAAAUGCAUUUGAGGGCAUCUGUAAAGCUUUCUUACCUUCAACUUUUCCUCUUCAUUCCUUUCUGCUUCUCCCUCUCUCUUCCCACUCAUAGUCAUGAUACGAAUUCUUCAUAA
This is a messenger RNA of Acanthosepion pharaonis, 516 nucleotides long. Lineage: Eukaryota; Metazoa; Mollusca; Cephalopoda; Sepiida; Sepiidae. The record is from the annotation of a GenBank genome assembly.